Schizosaccharomyces cryophilus OY26 is the source of this 1758-nucleotide messenger RNA. RefSeq names its product SMR domain-containing protein. The record is from RefSeq and is a predicted model, not a curated record. NCBI's taxonomy places the organism in Eukaryota, Fungi, Ascomycota, Schizosaccharomycetes, Schizosaccharomycetales, Schizosaccharomycetaceae. The transcript has 2 exons. The coding region runs from base 28 to 1536 and encodes 502 amino acids.
UAUUUUUCCAGACGCGAACGCAAUCCAAUGCCAGAUUGGCGUUCGCAAUUUGAGGAACAUUACUCCCAGUAUUUGGAUUCAGCACUUGUCUUGGCCAUUGUCAACGACUGCGAAAACACCAAUGAUGCUCGAGAAGUAUUGGAAACGCUGAAAAAUGACGGCCAAUGUUUGUCUCAUGAAGAUGGAUGGAAUCAAUCCCAGGCAAAGGAGGAAGAAAGUGCGAUUUUGCAAACAUUAGACGAUGAGUUAAAUGCAGAGCACGAGGUUGACUAUUCGGAAGAAUUGAUAGAUUGUCCUUAUGAUUUGGAUGGAACAGUAUACAACUUUUUGCGGUCCAUGUUUCAUGGUAUUGCUCCACAACGAGUUCAAUACGUCCUUUCCAAAUGUGGAAAUGAUCUUACGCGCGCCAGUGAUGAAUUGUUAAAUCAGGAAGUACUCGAAAAAGAUGAAGGACUUGGAAAUGCUACUGAUGCUCUUUUUGCGGCUCCAAAUGCCUCUCAUCGUUCACGACAACGUAAACGAAAAACCAAAAAACCUAAUGCUUCGCGAAGAGCCCUCUCGAUGCGCGAUCUGAAUUCAGAAGAAAAUCACUCAGAGGUUGAAGACGAACUAGUACAGUUCACAGUUCAAAAGCUUUCUUUCUGGGAAAGAAACCAACAGCUUUUUGAAAAGAUAUCUUCAAUUUUGGAUAUCGCGAACUCUCGAGUAAGCCAUGAAUUUUAUAAAAACUCUGGAUCUUUAUACUUUACGGUAAACGCUUUGCUACAAAGUCAUCCUCUGAAGACGCAAAUCUUUGAGAAAUCUUGUGAAGAUAAUGCAUCUGAACUGUCAAGGAACACUGGUCUUUCGCUUCAAUUCUGUUGUGAGCUUUUAACCUGUUGCAAAGACUUGCAAGGUGCAAGAUGGAUUGCUUAUGCUGUGAAACAAUCUCACCCAAAAGAUACUUCCAAACUAGAGCUCGGUCUACGUGCUGGCAACGAAAAACUCAACAUAAGCACUCCUUUUGCUUUAAAGCAUAAUUUGCCUGAAAGAGACAAUGAGACGGAAGCAUACUCGACAGAAGACUGUAACCGUCUGGCGGAUGAAUAUUUAGAGUGUCGAAACGCUGAAUAUGCUGCUUCGGCCAGGGAUUACCGGCGAAGCAAGAGUGACCGAUUGCUUGGCGGAUCAGCAACAUACCAUGCUCAAGUUGGAAGAGAGUAUCAUGAAAAAGCUAUGAAAUGGCGAGGAUUAGCCAUGAGAUCUUUGGUUCAGACUGGAACACCAUAUUCAUUAGAUUUGCAUGGCGCAACUGUUCGUGAGGCUAAGGUUAUCGUGGAAGAAAGGAUUUCAAGUUGGUGGGCAAAAGAAGCAGAUUCUUCUCCAAAUUGCAUACAUCCUUUUAGAAUUAUUACUGGAAUUGGUAAUCAUAGCGUAGGCAUGGAGGCGAGACUUUUACCCUCCAUCGUACGAUGGCUACAGCAGAAUGGUUGGAGGUUUGAAGUAAAUCAUGGUCAAGUAGAGGUUUAUGGUGCUAUUCGCAAAAAAGUAAAAUAAGAGCAUACAUCCCAGUGGGAUUUUGGAAAUUUGGUCUUUUUGUUGCAUGCAUGCAUGCAUAAUAAGAUUGUUUUGGUUUAUAGUAACGUUAAAAUUCGAUUAAAAUUUAUUUUGAGCCUAUUUAAUUUGAUUGAAACUCAUCAUAUUAGAAAAAUUCUUCAUGUACUAUAAAAAUUUUACAAGCUAUACUAGUGUCGUUAAUGAAUCAUUAAAGCAAGGAAA